Messenger RNA from Tuber melanosporum (Perigord truffle), 2302 nucleotides. RefSeq lists its product as uncharacterized. Gene Ontology annotation, molecular function: actin filament binding. Gene Ontology annotation, cellular component: actin filament; cytoplasm; actin filament bundle. The transcript is spliced from 6 exons. The record is from RefSeq and is a predicted model, not a curated record. Gene Ontology annotation, biological process: actin filament bundle assembly; actin filament network formation. Lineage: Eukaryota; Fungi; Ascomycota; Pezizomycetes; Pezizales; Tuberaceae. The coding region runs from base 164 to 2086 and encodes 640 amino acids.
GUUAACGUUAGCGUUAACCUUGCCAUCUCCGCACAAGCUUAACACAAACAGAACACGCAAGCCUUUUCAUUAUUUCUGAACCGAGUGAAAAUUCUACCCCGCCUUCGAUCUCGUCCCCGCAUCUGCGUUCCAACCCAACAACCGCAAAGGAAACAAAGGAGCGAUGAACGUAUUCAAGCUCGCUAGGAAGUACCCCGGGCUCGGUCAAGAGGGCAUCAUGGCCCUGCAGGACACUUUUUUGCGCUCGGACCAGGACGAGAAGGGGUACUUGGAUGAAGCCACCGCCAUCAAGACUGCUCAGGACCUUGAGAGGAAGCCGUACGAUGAGGUCCGCGCAACUUUGAAGCAGGUUGAGCUGGAUAGCUCGAGGAGGGUCGAAUUGGACGAUUUUGUUGAUCUUAUCUCAAAAUUGAGAAUGACGGAUGGAGCAAAGUCGAGUCGUGCUCCCGUGGUCUCGCAUGCUAGGGCUGGCUCUAUAGGACGCGGAGGUGGGAGUGGUGGUGGGCAGAUUAAGAUGGGGGGUGCGACGGGUGCGACGACGCACACCAUCAAUGAGGAUGAGAGGACCGAGUUUACGAGACAUAUCAAUGCCGUGUUGCUUGGGGAUACGGAUAUUGGGGAUCGUCUGCCGUUUCCUACCGACACCUUUCAGAUGUUUGAUGAAUGCAAGGACGGUUUGGUUCUUGCGAAGCUUAUCAACGACUCGGUACCGGAUACUAUCGAUGAACGUGUUUUGAAUCGCCCGAAUGCCCGUAGCAAGAAGCUCAAUCAGUUUCAGAUGACGGAGAAUAAUAACAUUGUUAUUAACUCCGCUAAGGCUAUUGGGUGUUCGGUUGUCAACAUUGGGUCGGGUGAUAUUAUCGAAGUUAGGGAACAUUUGAUUUUGGGGUUGAUCUGGCAGGUCAUUCGGAGAGGACUUUUGGGAAAGAUUGAUAUCAAGUUGCACCCGGAGCUCUAUAGAUUGUUGGAAGAUGAUGAGACUCUGGAACAGUUUUUGAGAUUGCCCCCAGAACAAAUUCUGUUGAGAUGGUUCAACUUUCACCUUAAGGCCGCGAACUGGCACAGACGAGUUGCAAAUUUUAGCAAGGAUGUCUCCGAUGGCGAGAACUACACUGUUUUGCUCAACCAGCUUGCCCCGGAUCAGUGCUCUCGUGCGCCUCUGCAGACACGCGAUCUUAUGCAACGUGCCGAGCAGGUGCUUGUUAAUGCCGACAAACUUGGAUGCCGGAAGUUCUUGACACCAAAAUCAUUGGUUGCCGGGAAUCCCAAGCUUAACUUGGCAUUUGUUGCUCAUCUCUUCAAUACCCAUCCUGGCCUUGAUCCGAUCACUGAGGAAGAGAAACUUCAAGUUGAAGAUUUUGAUGCUGAAGGAGAGCGAGAAGCACGUGUUUUCACUCUUUGGCUCAAUUCCCUCGACGUCCAACCGGCGGUUAACUCUCUCUUUGAUGAUCUCCGUGAUGGAACUGUUCUUCUACAAGCAUAUGAUAAAGUCAUCCCGGGCUCGGUAAACUGGCGCCAUGUCAACAAGGCACCCUCUCAUGGAGGGGAGCUCAUGCGCUUCAAGGCCGUAGAAAACACAAACUAUGCUGUCGAACUCGGGAAGCAAAAUCGAUUUUCUCUGGUCGGUAUCCAGGGUGCAGACAUCACCGAUGGCCAGCGCACUCUUACGCUUGCCAUCACCUGGCAGUUGAUGCGUCGCGACAUUACACGCACCUUGCAAUCCCUCGCGCAGAGGGUUGGUGUAUCAGAAAUAUCGGAUUCUUACAUGCUCAAAUGGGCCAACGAUAUGGCCAGGAGUGGUGGGAAGGCGCAGGGAAUCAGAAGCUUCAAGGAUCCUAGUUUGGGGAGUGGAGUGUUUCUUUUGGACGUACUUAACGGCAUGAAGAGUAACUACGUCGACUACUCGCUCGUUACAAGUGGUAGAACUGAUGAAGAGGCCUAUCUGAACGCGAAAUUGAGCAUCUCAAUCGCGAGGAAGAUGGGAGCUACUAUUUGGUUGGUACCCGAAGACAUCGUCGCGGUCAGGUCUAGGUUGAUUGUCACGUUCCUGGGGAGCUUGAUGGCCACUUAUGAGACUUUGAAUUGAUCAAAAAUAGGGCCAAAGGAUCGUUUCCUUUUUUAUUUUCCGUCCUUCUCUCCAUCACUUUCUUUGUCUCAAUUUUUUUCUUGCGCAAGCGGCGGUUGUGGUUCUUAGCGUAGGUCGUGAUUAUUUGACUAGACGAAUCACAAUAUCCCGAUAUCGUAUGAUAUUUGGAAACGAUGGUGUUAAGUUAAUCAAAAAGUUCUGGUGAGUUAUGAGGUG